CAAGCCCAGGACCGGAUGGUGACCUGUAUUAGGACCCAGAGGGCACCAGGGCAGGAAAUAUAAGUUUCUAUUUCUCUGCUCAGACACUUAAGUCGCUGGGCAGAGCAGCCAGAGACAGCACCUGGGCGGGACCCAGGGCUUCGAAUGGUCCCUUAGUACAAGGGACCCUGCCCGGCUCGGCACCGGACCCGGCUGCCCACAGCCUCAGCGCCCUGGACAGGACCCCGCCCGGCUCGGCGCCGGACCCGGCUGCCCACAGCUCAGCACCAGGGGAGGUAGCAGAGGCAGGGGCAGGGUGAGAACCGUGCCAGCUCCUGCCCUGCGGAGACAUGUCUGGCCAGAAGAGGAGGUGGCAGGACUGGCCUGACAGCGCCUGGGAGCCAGGGCCACCGAAAGUGGCCCGGCUCUCCCCGGAGCCAGGGCCCAGCUGGAGAACAGAUCCUUGCGCCAUCCUCACUGACUUGGAAAAGCUCUGCAACCAGAAACCCCAGCAACUCCUGCCCUUCCUGCUGGAGCACGACUACCAGCUGGAGCAGCUCGGGGAGAGCCCAGGCCUGAGCCCUGCCAGGGUGUAUACGCUGCUGCGGGCCCUGAAGCUGGCGAUGGAGAGCGCUGGCGAGCCGGAGCAGGUCCAGCAGGUCCUGGCCCUGGUGCUGAGACCAGCUUUCGUGCUCAGGAGCCUGCUGGGCUUCAUUGCCGAGCUGGAGAGCUUCCAGCACCAGGACGGGCAGAUCUCCCAGGAGGUGAUGGAGGACACGGUGGCGGCCCUGCACCAUCUGCUGACGGCGUCCCCCAAGCAGACGAAGACCCUCCUCUGCUACCCUGUGGACCUUCUCUUCGCCACGGUCCAGAGACUGCAGAGCCGUGGCUUCGAGUUCACAUGGAUCAUCCAGAAACGGCUUCACGACACCAAGAGCCUGGUGGACGCGACCUUCCCGCGGAGCAGUGUGCCCCUCGCCUCGCCAGCCUGGCGGGAGGAUUUCCACACGAUCCCCGUCUUCCCAACCCCGGAGGAGAUAUUCGUCGACCCUGGGCAGAAGCUGAAGCGCAACCUCCCCGUGGGGAAGUUCGCGAGCGACGCGGCCUACCUGGACACGCACUUCCGCCUGCUGCGGGAGGAUUUCAUCCGGCCCCUGAGGGCCGGGAUCUCGGCUCACUUCUCCCUGCGGAACGUGUUCGGGGGCGCUGGGAAGCAGAGGGGGGCGCUGCGGGUCUACAGGAACGUGCAGCUGGUGAAGGUGGGCACCUCCCCGGCUGGUGCCAUGUACAUGGCCCGGUUCCAGGCCCCGCAGGGCUCCGCCCACGCCUCCUCCAAACGGCUGCUGAGCGGCUCCCUGACCUGCCUCAUCUCCAGGGACUGUGGCCAGGUGUUGUUUGGGACCGUGGUGGGGGGCAACAGGCCUGAGCUCCUGAAGGGGGCCGUGUGGCUGGCCAUUAAGGCAAACCACAGCGACCUCCUGCGGCAGCACCUGGGGAAAACCAGCUUCAUCAUGGUGGAGUCGCCGGCCUUCUUCGAGUCCUACCGGCACGUGCUGGAGGGGCUGCAGGAGAUGGACCCCGCCCAGGUGCCGUUCCAGAGCUACGUCGUGCAGUGCCGCACCCCCGUCGCGCCACCCGCGCACUUCGGAGAUGCCGUCACCUUCGACCUCUCUGUUCUGCGUCCCACUGGGCGAGCCGACAAAGAGACCCGGGGGGACACAGCUGAGGGGCACGUGACCGCGGUGGACCUGACGGCCGUGAGACCCUGCGACUCCUAUAUCUGGUCUCCAGAGACAUUUCCUCACUUAGAUGAGUCUCAGAUCUUGGCCAUUCGAAUGGCCCUGAGCAGGGAAUUUGUGCUGAUUCAGGGCCCACCUGGGACAGGCAAAACCUUCAUUGGGCUCCAGAUCGUGGAGAUCCUGUUGAGGAAUCAGUCUCAGUGGUGGGGGGACCAGAGACCCUUCCUGGUCGUCUGCUACACAAACCAUGCUCUGGAUCAAUUUAUGGAAGGGAUCCUGCGGUUCCAGCCCUCCGGCGUGGUGCGCAUUGGGGGAAGGAGCAGAAGCGACAAGGUGGCAGUUUGCUCCUUGAGGAACCUUCGCCAAAACCAGCUGCCAGGGCUCCUGGGGGCCGUGGAGAAGCACCAGUAUGGCUGGAUGCGGAAGACCUUGCAGAAGCAGAAGGAGAGCAUCGCCUACCGCACCGCAGUGCUGGAGCUCCUCCGCCGAGGGAUCCUCACGGACACAGAGCUGGCCGCGGAGAUCCGCGAUGACAACCUGGCGCGCUCCUGGGGGUGCUUCGACAUGUGCGACUGGCUGAAGAUCGACCCCGGGGCGGCGCAGGAGAGGAAGCCGGCCCCGGCUGAGGGCAGGGGCAGGAGGGCAGGUGCGGAGGAAGAGCCCUGGCCGCGUCACAGGGAUGAGCGGGCCCUGGAUGACGAGGACGAUUUGGACCCUUCCGAGUGGCGGCGGAGCACAGCGGAGGAGAAGUUCGCUUACAUCCUCCCCCCACGGCGUUCGCUGCUGCGCAAAGCCCUCAGCCCUCACUGCCCUGCGCCAGCACCACGGCCCCGGGCCCUGCUUGGCACUGCGCCCCGUCCUGCUCUGAAAGGGAGACAACGCUGCCGCGGUCUCUGGUGUCGCCCCUGGGAAUGGCAGCUCCGGCUCCUGUCCCUGCUCUGCACCCUGCAUCCCCCUGCCAGCCCGUCAGACCCGCCGCGGCAGGGGACAGCUGGGUGGCCGUGCCAGGAGCCCGCGGCCAUUGGAAGGGGUGUGGGAGCUGCGGUCACCCCAGCUGCGGCUGGUGCCCUGUUGUCAGGCUUGGGGUUCGCACAGAGCAGGGGCCGCAGCCCCCCAAGCCCUCCCCGCGCUGCUCUGUCACUGCCCAGUCUCUCCCUCAGCUCCUCACGCGAUGGGCUGCGCAAACGCUUGGAGGAAGGCGACAUCAUGACCGACGAGGACGUCGCAAACGUGAGAGACGUCGGGGAGCUGCGGCUGACGGAUCGCUGGCGUCUCUACAGGAGGUGGAUGCUGGCCUACGAGCGUGAGCUGAAGGAGACGCUGGUGGCGAAGCUGGAGGAGUAUGAGAAGAAAGCAGCUCAGCUAGCAGAGUUCACCUUCCAGGAGGACCUGAGGGUGCUGAAACGCAGCCGGGUCAUUGGCAUGACGACAACAGGGGCUGCCAAGUACCGAAAGCUCUUGCAGAAAAUCCAGCCGCACACGGUGAUUGUGGAAGAGGCAGCAGAGAUCCUGGAAGCUCACGUUCUAACCUGCCUCACGCCGGCCUGCAAGCACCUCAUCCUGAUUGGCGAUCACCAGCAGCUGCGACCCAAACCCGCCGAUUACACCUUGGAGAAGAAGUAUUUCCUCGGCAUCUCCCUGUUCGAGCGCAUGAUAAAUAAUCAGAUCCCGUAUGUGCAGCUGCUCUAUCAGCACCGCAUGCGCCCAGAGAUUUCCCGGCUGCUGGUGCCGCUCUUUUACAAACAGCUCAAAGACCACAAUGCCGUUGCUGAAUAUGAAAAGAUCAAGGGCGUGGAGAGCAGCGUCUUCUUCAUCCAGCACACAGCGGCCGAGAGCCACAGCGCUGACUCCGAGAGCUACAGGAACGAGUUUGAGGCUUCCUUCCUGGUCUCAUUGAGCAGAUACCUCCUGGAUCAGGGAUACGACCAGAGCCAAGUCACCGUUCUGACCCCCUACCACGGCCAGGUGCUGAAGAUCCGCACGCUGAUGAGGCGCAGGGACAUGGGAGAGGUGGCUGUCCACGCCGUGGAUGACUUCCAAGGGGAGGAGAAUGACAUCAUUCUUCUCUCGCUGGUACGAAGCAACAGAGAAGGGAGGAUUGGUUUCCUCCAGGAUAAAAAUCGGCUCUGUGUGGCUUUGUCACGGGCCAGGAAGGGAUUCUAUUGCAUUGGAAACCUAGCCGGCAUUGCAGCUGGGUCCAACAGCAAACUGUGGAAAGAUAUUCUACGUCUCCUAAAGAGAAAUAAACUUACCGGGGAAGGGCUGACGCUGGUGUGUCAAAAUCACCCCGAUACCAAGACAGUGGUGAAGGAGAGUUCGGACUUCAGUAAAAUCCCUGACGGAGGCUGCACGCUCCAGUGCCAAACCCGGCUGGAAUGUGGCCACCCCUGCGUGCGCUGCUGCCACCCACACGACAGGGAUCACGGCCUAUACGUUUGCCAGUUCCCGUGCUCCAAGCUGUGUGAGCUCAACCACAGGUGUCCCAGAAAGUGCAAGGAACCUUGCGAACCUUGUUCCGUGGAAGUGGAAAAAGUCAUUCCAAAGUGUGGGCACCUCCAGACAGUCCCCUGUCACAUGCCAGCUGAUCACUGGCUCUGCCAGGAGCCAUGCAAGCAGCUUCUGGAAUGCAAACACCCAUGCACGCGCCGCUGUGGGGAAGCCUGCAGCACCUGCAGGUGCAAGGAAAUGAUUGAUGUUACUCUGCCCUGUUCUCACGUAAUGAGAACGGAAUGCUACAAGCAGAAAAUGCCUCCGAUCUGCCUUGAGACAUGCAAACAGAAACUUGAGUGUGGACACCACUGCAAAGGAAACUGCUAUGAAUGUGUGCAGGGCAGGCUGCACGUCCACUGCCGUAACAAGUGCACAAGGGUCCUUCUGUGUUCCCACCAGUGCCAGGAAUCGUGUUUUGAGAACUGUCCUCCAUGCAAGAGGAAAUGCUCCAACAAGUGCCGACACAGCCGCUGUGAUAAGCCCUGCGGGGAGAUCUGUUUCCCCUGUAUACAGCCCUGUUCCUGGAAAUGCAGGCACUACCGGUGUACGCAGCUGUGCUCCGAGAGGUGCAAUCGCCCCCGCUGCAAUGAGCCCUGCCAAAAAUCACUCAGCUGCAGCCACCCCUGCGCAGGCCUCUGUGGAGAGCCGUGUCCUCCCAAGUGUCGCACAUGCCACAGAGACGAGCUGACAGAGAUUUUCUUUGGGGCGGAAGACGAGCCGGAUGCCCGUUUCGUUGUCUUAGAAGACUGUGGACACGUUCUGGAGGUGCAGGGCCUGGAUCGCUGGAUGGAUGGUGAGCCAGACAACAGUCAGACCCAACACGUCCAGCUGAAGGUGUGCCCCAGAUGCGCGACACCCAUCCAGCACAACACGCGUUACAACAACGUGAUCAAGGCCAUACAGCAAAAAAUCGAGGCGAUCAAAUUGAAGAUUCAGGGAAACAGGGAAGAACUUGAAGUUGGAAAGCAGCAACUGCUCCUUCGGCUGAACAGCGACAGAGACCUCGUGGCCUGGGCGGGUAUGGAAAGAAGCAUUAUGAACACUGUCUCCCGUCAGAGCCUUCUGGACUUGGAGAACACCCUAAAUUUCUUCGCAAGUCUCUCCAGAUUGAAGCAGCAGGCACAGAAGUGCACAGUGGCGAGAGAACGCAACCUGAAAAGGAAGAUAGAGGCUGUGGAGCGCUGGCUCAUCAGAAACAGACACGCCUUCACGGCGCAGCAGCUCAGGGAAUGCAGGAAUGAGAUCACGAGGAUAUCGUACCUGGGAAACAUCUUCGAGCGGCUGAGUGGCUACGAAAACAAACAAGCGUCGUUAUCCACCGAGGCCGUGGCACUUGCUAACGAAGCCAUAGGCGUCCUCCAGCGGCAGGACCCUUUCACCCAGAGUCGGGAGGAAUCUCUCCAGAGGGUGCUGGAGAAGAUUGAGGAGUGGCUUCCUGCUACAGGACUGCAGCUCUCCGAGGCAGAGAGGGUCAUGAUAACAGAGGCCAUGCAAUUCGGCAGGGGCCACUGGUACAGAUGCCCUCAGGGCCAUUUGUACACUAUUGGGGAAUGCGGCCGCCCAAUGCAGCAGAGCAGCUGCCCCGAGUGUGGAGCUACCAUUGGGGGGCAAAACCACGCUCUCACUCGGGAUAACGUCGCCGACGAUCAAAUACUGGAACCCGCUAGAGCACAGGAGCGAGAACCACGUCUACAGGAUAGUAUCUUAGCUCUGCCCAACUCCAGCGAUCAGCCAUGGUCACCCACCUGCUGCCCGCCCAGCCCCCACCCUCAGCCGGACUCGCCGCCCCCUCCCCUGCCCAGCCCCCACCUUCAGCCAGAUUCACCGCCCCUUCAGACACCCAGCCCCCACCCUCAGCCGGACUCGCCGCCCCCUCCCCUGCCCAGCCCCCACCUUCAGCCAGAUUCACAGCCCCUUCAGACACCCAGCCCCCACCUUCAGCCAGACUCGCCGCCCCCUCCCCUGCCCAGCCCCCGCCCUCAGCCGGACUCGCCGCCCCCUCGCCCGCCCAGCCCCCACCCUCAGACGUACUCGCCGCCCCCUCCCCUGCCCAGCCCCCACCUUCAGCCAGAUUCACUGCCCCUUCAGACACCCAGCCCCCACCCUCAGCCAGACUCGCCGCCCCCUCGCCCGCCCAGCCCCGGCCCUCAGCCAGACUCGCCGCCCCCUCGCCCGCCCAGCCCCGGCCCUCAGCCGGACUCGCUGCCCCCUCGCCCGCCCAGCCCCGGCCCUCAGCCGGACUCGCCGCCCCCUCGCCCGCCCAGCCCCGGCCCUCAGCCGGACUCGCCGCCCCCUCGCCUUGUUGCUGAACCCCUGAACCGAGUAUGGACACUGCUGGGUCUUCCGCCACACUGA
Molecule: messenger RNA, 6563 nt
Organism: Chelonia mydas (Green sea turtle)
Lineage: Eukaryota; Metazoa; Chordata; Testudines; Cheloniidae
Product: NFX1-type zinc finger-containing protein 1
Exons: 15
Coding region: 330-6563 (2077 amino acids)
Biological process (GO): regulatory ncRNA-mediated heterochromatin formation
Cellular component (GO): nuclear RNA-directed RNA polymerase complex
Molecular function (GO): helicase activity
Source: RefSeq, a predicted model, not a curated record